UUGACAGCUUAAAUCCCCGUGCCGUGUUUCGAACACGUUUUUCUGUGAUAUAUUAGAAAUAAUAAUUAAACCAUGUCUAACAUUGGCGAGCAAGAGCUAAUAAACAUUGGAAAAGUCUUAAACGAUCCGUCUAGGCCCAUGAAAGAGCGCUUCAGGGCAUUAUUCACUCUAAGAAACUUAGGCGGCGAAACAGCUAUAAAAUGUAUCAGUGAUUGUUUUACAGAUGAAUCUGUGCUUUUAAAACAUGAAUUGGCUUAUUGCCUAGGCCAAAUGCUGGAUAAAAGGGCCAUUCCAGUGCUGAGAAGUGUUUUAGAGGACAAAAACCAAGACCCCAUAGUUCGCCAUGAGGCAGGUGAAGCCCUUGGAGCUAUAGGUGAUCCGAAUCUCCGAGAACUACUUGAAAAGUACAAGAAUGACCCUGCAAUUGAAGUAGCGGAGACUUGCCAGAUAGCCCUACAGAGACUUGACUGGGUGGCCAAUGAUGGAGCUAGCGAGAAGUUAUCUAAGAGUCCGUACUGUUCGAUAGAUCCUGCGCCACCGAGCAGUGAAAAUGAUGUACCUACACUGAGCAAGACAUUGAUGGAUGAGUCUAAACCGUUGUAUGAGAGGUACAGAGCAAUGUUCAGCUUGAGAAAUCUGGCCACUACUGAGAGUAUAAAGGCUUUGGGAGAAGGCCUCAACGCUAGCAGUGCCCUGUUCCGUCACGAAGUUGCCUUUGUAUUCGGCCAGAUGCAAGAUGAGCGGAGUAUACCUUUCUUAAAGAAAGCCCUUGAGGACACCGCUGAACAUGAGAUGGUGAGGCACGAAGCAGCUGAAGCGUUAGGGUCCAUAGCUACGGACGAAUGCACAGAGGUUUUGAAAAGGUACCUCCACGACCCUCGCCCAGUGGUCAGGGAAAGCUGCGAAGUGGCUCUAGAUAUGUCUGAAUAUGAGAACAGCCCGGAGUUCCAGUAUGCUAACACACUGCUCGCUGUCAAGGCUGAGGCGUAGACAAUAACAGGUUCAUUUCAAAGUAUGCUUUAUUAAAGUCCGGUCGCCGAGCAGAUAGCUACCCAUCCUUAUCACUCGCGUGUAAUUAUAUUGCUGUCGCGACUGUGCGACGGGCGGCCGCAGUGAGUGUGCGAGCGCGACAGCAAAAUAAUUACACGCGAGCGAUAAGGAUGGGUAGCUUGGAGUCAUUGGACGAAAUUCUAUCUGCUCGGUGACCGGACUUUACCAGAGGUUAGAGUGGUUAUUACAACGAAAACGUGUACAGUCGCCAGUGGAACCUAGGAUGCUAGUUGGUCAACAUAAAGUUUGGCCUGGCUUCCACCAAGGCGGAGCGGAGCGGAGACGAAAAAAGUGCGGCGACAGCUAUUUCCACCAAAGUGGAGCGGAGAAGAGCGGAGAGGAGACGAGACGAGAGAUGUGUGAGCUUUGCGUAGCUGUCAGUUAGCACAGCUCCGCACCGGUGCGGUGCGGUGCUGCUUCUCACAGCUCCGAUCCGACAUCGCUGUCAAAUUCCAUAAAAAAAUUAGUCCGCCCGAGUCUUCUCUCUUUCCGCUAGAUCCAUUUUAACCGAAGCGGAGCGGAGGGGAGUUGUGGAAAUAAUGAAAUCUGAUUGGUUAUUCAAAACAUUUCUCCGCUCCGCUCUACUCCGCCUUGGUGGAAACCGGGUCUAACUAAUGCAUUGGUUCCCAAAGUGGGGGGCGCAAAGACCUUUAAAGGGGGGCGCGGGCCAUCUGUGUACUUAAGUAUAAAAAAACUUGCGACAGCUGAGAGAAUGCAUUCCUGACUGCUCAUCAAUAAAUCAUCUUGACUGGAGGAGGGUGGCGCGGAAUUUUUUGUAUGGUCGAAAGGGGCGCGUUUCAAAUAAGUUUGUGAACCAAUUAGUUGAUUUGGUACUUUGUCUAUUCCGUGCCACGCCGCCGCCGUUCUUAGAAAAAUAAGUCCGCCCGACUCAUCUCUCUUCCUCCGCUCCGCUUUAGUGGAAACCGGGUCUUACUUAUAUCUAGCAAUGAUGGAAAACCUUUAUUUAGUUUACCUAAUACCUUGCGUAUUGAUUUUACAGAGUGUUAUUGAGAGCAUUUUUCUUCUUCUGCCUCGCCUUAUCCCGUUAAGCGGGGUCGGCUUUCCCAAUCAUGCGCCGCCAUUUGAAUGAAUGUUAUUUUGAACGUCUUGUACAUGGACUCUUAAUACUUUCAUGUCCUUUUGGACAUAAGUUAUUGAGAGCAUUCGCUUCUGAUAAUGUAUACUUUGAAAUGAUACUUAACAUAUUAUUAUUGACCAACUAAAAAGGUAUCCAAUUUUCAAUGCAGCUGGAACUGACCUAAGUAACGUUUCCAUCAGAUCGUAAAGCAAAUAAAUCUUUAAAUUUGAAUGUUUUGACAAGAUAUUGACUUUUAAGGACUUGAAAAUUCACACGGCAACGUUUCAACUAGUUUUUGCUAGUCAGUCCAGUUUUUUGCAUUAAGCAAAAAAAAUGAAAUACUUUGAAUGAAUGUUGAAUUUAAGACUUUAUUGACAGUUUUGAUUUAAUCUGCUAGAUUCGCCAGUGUGAAUUAAUAAACAUACGUAUAAUUUAUUAAUUUGCGCUUCAGUGCGUACUUAUGUCAAAAAUCAUAGUACUUUACCAAUCUUCAAAACGACUGACUAACAUUUUAAGAGGUCAGUGAGAGACGAUUGUAAACAUCACAGUUAAAUUGUAUUGAAACAUUUCAUAUCAGAAUGAAAUGGCUUACCUAGUAUUUUUUUUCAUGAAGUAGAUUUGAUACCAACCGAGUAUUUUUUCAAAGUAAUUUUAAAAUGUGACUUAUUUAAUAUUGUUUUUUGUAAAUAAACCAUUUUGUUAUAA
Molecule: messenger RNA, 2833 nt
Organism: Ostrinia nubilalis (European corn borer)
Lineage: Eukaryota; Metazoa; Arthropoda; Insecta; Lepidoptera; Crambidae
Gene: nero
Product: deoxyhypusine hydroxylase
Exons: 4
Coding region: 73-990 (305 amino acids)
Biological process (GO): peptidyl-hypusine biosynthetic process
Molecular function (GO): deoxyhypusine monooxygenase activity
Source: RefSeq, a predicted model, not a curated record